UGCAAGGGGUCCCAGACGCGUCAGUUCCAAACAGGCCAUCACUAAGUUUCUCAAGUGCUGGGUUUCACGUCGUUAUACCCAUUCCCGCUAGUCCAUGUACUCUGCUUCUGCACAAAAAGCCAAGAGACGCGCCCACACGCGUCCAGAGCUUACCGACGAACAGAAACAAGAGAUAAAGGAGGCUUUUGAACUGUUCGACACGGACAAGGAUGGUUCGCUGGACUAUCAUGAGCUCAAGGUCGCAAUGCGCGCCCUCGGCUUCGACAUGAAGAAAGCAGAGGUAUUGAAAAUAUUAAGAGAUCACGACAAGAGCGGUCAUGGUCUCAUUGACUUUGAGGAUUUCGCAAAAAUCAUGAGCGAACGGAUCCUUGCGCGAGAUCCGAUGGAUGAGAUCCGCCGAGCCUUUCAAUUGUUCGAUGACGACAACACAGGAAAGAUUAGUCUGCGGAAUCUUCGACGUGUUGCAAAAGAGAUCGGUGACCGAUUGGAAGAUGAUGAAUUGCAAGCGAUGAUAGAUGAAUUUGACCUCGACCAGGAUGGAGAGAUUAACGAGCAAGAGUUUUUCGCCAUCAUGACAGACGAUGCAUAGCUCUUUUCGCUUAUGGUUAUUUAUCUAUUCUUUUUCGUUCCUCCAUUUUUCUCGAGUCGUACACUGUCUCUCGCCGGUUAUUAUCUAUUAACUCACGUGUUUGGUAAUAUUGCGAUCAUUCUCUGUCCGGAACAUCUACGGGCUUCGUUUCUGUGCUCUAUUCAUUAGAGCUCCUCGUGUAAUUGUACAGCCGCCGGUUGAUGAGUAGUGUGCCGCUGAGUAAUGCCUAUUCUACGGACGCGGCCCUGGUGUUCACCGCGAACCAUGAUCGGGAGCCGUAAGAGGCCUGUAGAGACGCCAAGGAGAACCUAACAAGCUGCCUGCGCAGCUUGAGCUGAUGAAUAAAAAUACAU
Molecule: messenger RNA, 942 nt
Organism: Suillus paluster
Lineage: Eukaryota; Fungi; Basidiomycota; Agaricomycetes; Boletales; Suillaceae
Product: Ca2+-binding EF-hand protein
Exons: 4
Coding region: 95-589 (164 amino acids)
Biological process (GO): spindle pole body duplication
Cellular component (GO): half bridge of spindle pole body; mitotic spindle pole body
Molecular function (GO): calcium ion binding; microtubule binding
Source: RefSeq, a predicted model, not a curated record